AAGUUUGUUAUGUCAACGUUCCAGACGGCCAAUGAUUCCGGUGCCUCUUCUGACUCAUUUGUCUCGCUGUGUUCUGGAGAGGUUCCGUCCAAGCCGACUUCUGUACUCGAGCAACCCACUGAGACCAACUUCAGUGUAACCGAGAUAUCUAGCAUAUUGCCCGUGAUGAACUUCUUUGUGGAGACCUCCACUACUUUCGACCUGUCCAUAACUCCUACUCACUCACGGGAAUCAGUUUCCCCGGUGAAAGCAUGCACUGAUGCAGCGGUAGAGGCAGCAGGAGUCGCCUUGCCUGUUGAGACAGAGGAGGAGAUCACAUGUGAAGCUACUGCACCUCAAACCUCAACAGAAGAGCCGCCACAGAGUCCUGUUCGGGAUGCAGUCCAAGAACCGAUAUCGCCGCCUCCAUUCCCGCUAUCCGAGACGCCUCCUGCAUCUGACUCGUCGAGCAGUGUGACAAGUCCUGUGGGUAGCCCCAUAGAGCUAAGUGAUGACGAAGAGGAGGACGAGCAGGAGCCUCUUGACCAGACACGAAUGGAACGGCGGAAGAGUGCCGAUCCGGAUCGUCGACUUACAUCGGUUCUAUUGGAAGAUGGUGACUCUGACGUGGAGAAGAUGGUCAGCCCUGUGGUUGAUGAUGAUGUUGUUGCAGACCUCGCUAAUGGAGCAGCCAAUGAGAAUACUCCUGGCCCAGCGAAUAAAGAGAGGGAAUUGCCACCAUACAUGACUUUGACGCCAGCGGACUAUCGACAUGGCAAUAAUAAAAAGGAUGAUGACAGUGAAGAUGAUGCAUUGUUGACACCGAUAUGUACGCGGCGACGCCCUCGAUCACGGAAGAGAACACCGCAGUCCACGAGAACUCCUGCAGGAGAAGACGACGGUGCCUCAUUGCCAGACGGGGACUUUAGUCGCAUUCGAAUCGCGUUGGUGGAGGAGUGGUACCCCCGCAUCAACGAGCAAGUCUUCGACAAUCGGUUGCCCAAGGACAUGGAUAUCACGUGGAACAAUAGGAUGCUCACCACUGCUGGUGUCACUGUUUUCAAGAAUGGAGCCUGUCGAAUAGAACUUUCUACCAAGGUUCUCGAUCGGCCAGUACGUGUCUGCACAACACUGCUUCACGAGAUGUGCCAUGUAGCACAGUUCAUUCUGAGCGGUGAGCUCCGGCCUCCUCAUGGAUCAGCAUUCAAGAAAUGGGCUCGGAUUGCGUCAGCUGUGUUCCCGCAGUAUACGGUGACUACUAGCCACUCCUACGAGAUUCGGGCCAAGUACUCAUUCAUAUGUACAGAUUGCGAACACAAAAUAUCACGGCACACGAAAUCGGUGAAUGUAUACACCCAAAGAUGCAAACGGUGCGGUGGAAAGUUUGUGCAAGUAUGAUUACGCUGUUGGCAGCGUACAUGUCUGCAAAUACGAUAGUUUCCUCU
Molecule: messenger RNA, 1424 nt
Organism: Perkinsus marinus ATCC 50983
Lineage: Eukaryota; Perkinsozoa; Perkinsida; Perkinsidae
Exons: 9
Coding region: 10-1377 (455 amino acids)
Cellular component (GO): nucleus
Source: RefSeq, a predicted model, not a curated record